Molecule: messenger RNA, 1188 nt
Organism: Emericellopsis cladophorae
Lineage: Eukaryota; Fungi; Ascomycota; Sordariomycetes; Hypocreales; Bionectriaceae
Product: thaumatin family protein
Exons: 2
Coding region: 1-1188 (395 amino acids)
Biological process (GO): defense response
Cellular component (GO): extracellular region
Source: RefSeq, a predicted model, not a curated record
AUGGGCAGCUAUCUACUCUCCAUCCUCGCGAUAGGCGCAACCCUCCCAUGCGUCGUCGCCAGGCAACAGUUCACAUUUGGGACCAACUGGCAAGCCCAGUUCCACAGCCUCUCGAGCCCGGUCAACGUUGCCAGUAAAGGCCCACCGUCCGGCGAGGACGAAGACCGCAUACCUAUACGAAUUGACAAUCGCUGUGAGGACACGAUAUGGCCUGGUAUCUUCACCCAAGCCGGCACAGGUCCCGGCACAGGAGGCUUUGAACUCGUUCCGGGGAACAAAACUGAGCUGUGGGUGUCACCCGACUGGCAAGGCAGGAUCUGGGGGCGGACAAACUGCACGGUCGAUGGCGACAGGGCCUCUUGCGACACAGGCGAGUGUGGAAAGUUGGAUUGCGAGUCCAGCGGCGUACCUCCAGCGACUCUAGCCGAGUUCACGCUCGCUGGCGGCGAGAACAAUAUGCAGACUUUCUACGACGUUUCUCUCGUAGACGGCUACAAUAUCCCCAUUGCCGUCAAUCACAUCCCGUCCAAGAACACGAGCUUUAUCCCUCCCAACCUCACGAAUCUCGCUUGCAUUGCCACGGCCGGCUGGCUGUAUGAGUCCAAUGCGACGAGCACCGUCUACGCCAACACAUCCUAUCCAGUCCCGUGGGAGAUGGACGAGUCGAACGACAGCGUGAGCUCCUGGUGCCCGUGGCCGUACCUCAAGUUCCCACCAGCCAAACCAGGCCACGGUGUCUUUCCGUAUCCCGACGACAAUAUCGAGCGGCCGGCGUUCUCACCUUGCAACAGUGCUUGCGCGGCUUCCGGCAAAGACAAGGAUUGUUGUGCUGGAAAGUAUAAUGAUCCGAAAGUCUGCAAGCCGUCGCGGUACAGCAAGACGGCAAAGGAUGUCUGCCCGGACGCGUAUAGCUUUGCCUAUGACGAUCAGCAGUCAACCUUUAUCAUCCCAAAGGGUGGAGGCUGGGAGGUUGUGAUGUGCCCCAAGGGGCGGUCGACUACCAUCCUCCGCCAACUGGGCGAUGUGAUGUUUGGGUUGGCGGACAGUGGUGAACUCUCUGAUGAAGCACUGGCCCGUCUUCAGAACACCACGUUUAUCAACAUGGAGAAGGGGGCAGGGAGCGGGUUGACUGUGGAGCUGACAUGGCUCGUGUUGACGGUCUUGCUGGUGGUUUCAUUGUCGGUGUGA